ACUAAUAGAUUUCAGAUGCAGCAGAAGCGUGGCACACGCUGCUCCCCAGCGCUUCCCCCGCCCGUCCGUGCCCGCAGGCUCCUCCUGGAGCAAUGCCCCGGCAAUCCAGAGAGCGGCUCACCAGAACCACUUCUCCUCCUCUUCUUCAUCCCUCCCACCUCCUCUUCACCUUCCCCAAACCUGCGGCACUCGAGGCGGGCGGGGCAGCUCCGCCCCGCCUGGCUGCGGGCCCCGGGCGGGCUGGGGUGCGCUCGGCUGCCGGGGGAGCCGGCAUGGGGACGGAGUCCUUCCUCGGAAACACCCUAUGAAGUCCCAGAGCAGGUACCAAUGGAAGGCCCUUUGCAAACCUUCGUUCAUGUGUGCCAUGAAAAUGGUCAGUGGAUGUCACAGUUACCAGAGAAGCUCUGGGAUAUUCCCCUCUAUAACUUAGCUCUCCCAGGGAGUCAUGACACUAUGACCUACUGUUUGGAUAAAAGCUCUGCUGUUAGUGGCAACGAGUCCAAGCUGGUGAAGUUUUUAAACAAAUGUCUGCCCUGCAUUGUGCACCCCAUUAUCAUGAAGUGGUCUAUAACUCAGGUCCUGACUGUGACGGAGCAACUUGAGGCUGGAGUUAGAUACCUGGAUUUCAGGAUUGCCCACAAGGCUAAUGAUCCCUCUAUGAAUUUGUACUUUGUGCAUAUGGUUUACACAACUGUUACUGUGCAGGAUAUUCUGUGGGAAAUAUUGAGGUGGUUAGAAACUCAUCCUCAUGAAGUUGUUAUCAUAGCCUGCAGGAAUUUUGAUGGAUUAAACAAGAGACUUCAUAAUCAUCUUGUUGCCUGUAUAAAAGAGAUUUUCCAGUGUAAACUGUGUCCUAGAUACGUGGUGCCAACACUGCGGACCAUGUGGCACCUGGGCCAUCAGGUCAUAGUCUCGUACGAAGAGGAGGUGCAGCUGGGGAAGCACUGUGAGCUGUGGCCCCCCAUCCCCUACUGGUGGGGAAACAAAACGUCCACUCGUGCCCUGAUCCGGUAUUUGGAGCGCAUGAAGCGGAUGGGCCGCCCAGGAAAGUUCUUUGUGGCAGGGAUUAACCUUACUGAAAAUUUAAGGUAUAUUCUCGUACACCCCUUUGGAUCACUGAAGAAAAUGACACUCCAGAGUCUUCCAUGCUUGAAAAUCUGGAUAAAGCAGCAGUAUCCAGGACCGAAAAAAAAAUGUAUUAACAUCAUUGCUGGAGACUUUAUAGGAAACAAUGAUUUUGUCAAAGAUGUGAUAGAACUUAACACAAAAAUUAAUCCUCCAUUGCACUGUCAAAGUGAAGUGGAACAAAUAGCAUUUGAUUCUCAGCUUCCUAAUCUAUGAAAAGUUGAAAAGGCUUUGUCUGAAAUUAUUGUGCCCUGGUGUUAAACAUCCUGAAUCCCAUAAAGGUCCAAUUAACUUAAACCAGGAAUGCUUUCAAGACUCAGUAGGAAAAGGUCUCUCAACAUCAUCAGGUUUUGAGGCCUUUGGACAGAAAAGAGAGCAGGUGUACCUUGCUGUAGUCUCUAGAGAACUAUGGUAUAGGUAUAAUUUUUUUGGAGGUGCUUUGAUUCUGUAGCAGCUGGUAAUACUGAAAGUCCCAAAAGCUCAAACUUAUUUUUCAUUGGACUAAGGAGGAGGAAAAUGUCAGUAGUUUCAUGAUAUAUCUUUAAAGAUUUUUUUUAAUUGUAAGGAUAUUCCGCACUACUUGCAACCCAAAUUCUUACUCUUUUAUAUCAGUUUGAAAUGGACUUGCCUGUUUUCAUAGUUUCUAUUAAAUAAACAAAAGGAACAGUUAAAAAUAUUUUAUCAGAGGUACUGCACUGACAAUCCAGUGUGAAAUGAUUUUAUGUACACACCAAUGUGCUGAGUAUCAGUUGUGUGCUACGUUACGAACAAGGUAGCCCCAAAAUUAUUUGGAAUUUUUAAGAGGUAAUUGAAUUAGCACUUAGUCAUGCCAGUUCUGUUGGGAUAAAGAUAGCAAAAUGAGGCCCUUACACAGUGUGUCUGUGGCAGUUAAACAUUUUACUAGGUGUUACUUAAGCAUGCCUUACAUUGAAAAUAAACACAGAGGAAACAAAUUCCUGAUCUUAACUUAAACUGCCCUAGAAAUACAGAUUCUGGGCUUCUAUCAUGCUCAUUUAGGGUUUCACACCUGGUCUUUUAUUUAGCUAUUUUAGUAGCUCUGUAAUUAUUUUUCGUCUCACUAAGUAGUUUUUGCGUAUGUGAAAACUAAGAGGUUUAUGCUAUUUCCCAUCACAUACUAAUUCUGUUGUCCUAAAUGAACUGUGGAAUAACAAAUCAUCAUGAAGGCAAGAGAAAUGUCAAGCAUCAGGACUAAAACAAAACCAAUUAUUGUGUAAAGUUCACUAUGCAACUUCUUCUGUAUACCUCACUUUUUAGAUGCACUUUAAAUGCAAAAGCUAUAUUCAGAUGUCUGCUUAUGUUUGCAGAAGUUUUUCUGCCUAUCUUUUGUGCCCUCUUUUGUACCCUUGUCAUUCUAAUAAAACUUGAUAUCUCUCUGUAA
Molecule: messenger RNA, 2524 nt
Organism: Oenanthe melanoleuca
Lineage: Eukaryota; Metazoa; Chordata; Aves; Passeriformes; Muscicapidae
Gene: PLCXD1
Product: phosphatidylinositol specific phospholipase C X domain containing 1
Exons: 7
Coding region: 16-1341 (441 amino acids)
Biological process (GO): lipid metabolic process
Molecular function (GO): phosphoric diester hydrolase activity
Source: RefSeq, a predicted model, not a curated record